CCGAGCGACAACACCUGCUUAACUCCUUCAUCCAAAUUGACACCCGGGACCCUGAGAAAUAUAGGCAGCAUCCACGGCGGCGCAUGCAUUCACUUCGACACCGAGCUGCAGCCAAUCCGCGGUGAACCAUCACGCGCCAUCUACGCACGCGUUUACGCACGCCUUCCACGUACACUGGCGGAUCUUUGCCGGAGAAAGGGCAGAGACGCGAUGUUUCUUCAAGUGACCGUUGCGCUGCUGGUUCUCUCUGGACUGGAGCAAGUGGUCGCCUCGGAUAGUAGCGACAUUUACGACACGCCGCCUGAGAAGCCCGUCUUCUCAAAAGGACGCCUCUCGCUGCAGAAUACAGCCGAGAUCCAGCAUUGUCUUACGAGUGCGGGUGAUGUCGGCUGCGGUGUGUUCGAGUGCUUUGAGAACAACUCCUGCGAGAUACGCGGGCUACAGGAGAUCUGCAUGACGUUCCUGCAUAAUGCUGGCAAAUUUGACUCUCAGGGAAAAUCUUUCAUCAAGGAUGCGCUGAAGUGUAUGGCCCACGGGCUUCGGCACAAGUUUAGCUGCAUCAGUAGGAAGUGUGUUUCCAUUAAGGAGAUGGUGUUCCAGCUCCAGAGAGAGUGUUACAUCAAACAUAAUCUGUGCUCAGCUGCUAAGGAGAACGUGGCCGUGAUGGUGGAGAUGAUCCAUUUCCAAGAUCUCUUCCCUAAAGGUCCUUAUGUGGAGCUCGUGAAUAUUUUGCUGGGUUGCGGAGAUGAAGUGAAAGAAGCAUUAACCCGUAGUGUGCGGCUUCAGUGCGAGCAGAACUGGGGAGCUUUGUGCGACAGUCUCAGCCUCUGCUCCACCCUGACGCCUUCACCCUCAGCUGACGAACAACGCCGCCCCUCGCCGUCUCAACCCCAGCCUGAGCACCCUCGCCACCUACGCCACGGUGACAGGGACAAACCCGGUAAGGCUGGGUUCCACGGCCACCCUCGUGGUCGCAGCCAGGGACUGCGCCGCCAGGGUCCAGAUACUGGAGUGGCAGUGGACCAAGAAGACCCCGAGGCCACUGACAUUAGGAGGUGAAAAUACAAGUGGUUACAACACUGAUAUCCCCACACCAUUUAAUAGCACACUUGGACAUUUACACAUGAACACACAGACACAAACUGAACAGAGGGGGGAAAAAAAAAAAACUUUUUCUGUGUUCUUUUUUUACCUUUUACAGUCAUUCCAGCAGUCCCACAUGAUAAACUUGCAGGGUAAUUGUGGCAUAGCAUGCAUUGUUACGCCUGACUACAGGCCACAUUUUUUUGUAAUGAAUAAUGAUUAUUAUUAUUAUGGUGAUUAUUUCUACUUUUAGGACUGUUUUGGCUAAUCUAGCAUUUUUUUCUAAUCAUACUUACUGUAAAAUGUGAUUAUUUGUAUUUAUUUUAUUCUCUCUGAAAUGUUGAAAUAUUAAAAUGUAAAUAGGAAAAAACUAUAUUUAUAUGAACAUGUAUAAAUAUAGUUACAAAUAUUAAAUAGUUAUGCGUUUGAGGAAGUAUACAGCAUGCUGUUUUUCUCACAGUAUUGCACCUAUCUCAUAUUGUGUUGUAGAUAGGAAACAUACACCAUUUGUUGUAUGCAAAUGGGAUUCUGUAUUGUAAUUAUAAAGAUACUUGAUAGUGAAAUACCAAUUGUACAAGUUUGAAGUCCAGUUCUGGCACAUAUUAAUUUUAGUGCAUUAUUACACCCACGAGGCCAACAGAAAAGUUAGGAAUUCAAAUGAACAUAUUAAUAAUAGGUAAACUGAGUUUGGAUGUCACCCAAAUCUGAAAAUUGUUGGCCAGUUAACAGUGCAGACACGAAAUAAUCAAUUGAACAGACGUGACGGAUGUAACGUCCAAAGCUGUUCUUGUGCACUGGCAAAUGUUUCAGUGUUACCAUCAGCAAAUGAGUACUGUCGAAAAGGGUCCCAGCAAGCAUGUUUUCUACCAAGAAGUGAGGUUAUUGAAUGUUCUGUCUUUAUGAUGUUGAGCCACAAAUUUCUUUGCUGUUGCACUUUUGUCAGCUUUUGUUGGACUGCUGAAAGUUUAAAAAAAAAAAAAAAAAACAUCUGACCCGCCAUCUACACCAAACACACCACUUUAUACAGGAUACCUAAUUUGACCAAGUCUCACCUACAUCACAAAAUUCUAUAUGGUAUUUAUGCUCAUUGUUCUGGACUGGGUUGAGCCAUGUUUCCCACUGUUUUUGUGUCCCAUGCCUGCUCGCACCCUUGAAAUUAGUCCUUUUCCUCAAAAGUCCCUCCCCACGGUCAGCAGCGAUGUGAGUUCCUGUUAUUGCGGCUGUUUGAGCUGCAGGCGAUACAGCAAGGACCCAGGAAGUGGGUUUCGUCCACUCAUGGGGUAUGUUAUUAUAAAUGUUAUAUUUACAGAGGCCACUAGAGCAUUCCUCUGGGCCUCGGCCAAGAGCCAGUAACUCCAAGAGGCAGGCCUGUGUAGGAAGUAGAUGGGAGAAAGGCCUUUUUUUUUUUUUUUUUUUUUAAAUAUACAAGUCUUCCCUCAGGUUAUUGACAUCUGCUGUUGACCUUUUAAGCCCAGCCAUGCAUUUACAGUAAAAAUAAGGUAUGCAUGACAAACUAUCCUCUAAAGCAUGAGGACAAUAUAGCAACAUAAAUUUCAAUUUUGUUUGAAGAUGUAUGACCCUGUAAUUUUGAAACCAUUACAAUCUCCAUUUUAAAAUUAAAAAAAAAUUCCCUUUUCUACAGAGGUUGGAGACCUAAGGAGACAUAAGCUAUUUUUAUUGAAAUGUACUGUAAAUGUGUAACGUAACAUUUUGUUCAAUGUAGUGACUUGUCUUUAUGUAUCAGAACAAUAAACUAACCUUGUUCCUUUUUUCAUCA
Syngnathoides biaculeatus (alligator pipefish) is the source of this 2860-nucleotide messenger RNA. It is a transcript of the gene stc2a, whose product is annotated as stanniocalcin 2a. Lineage: Eukaryota; Metazoa; Chordata; Actinopteri; Syngnathiformes; Syngnathidae. The record is from RefSeq and is a predicted model, not a curated record. Bases 211 to 1059 code for a protein of 282 amino acids. Gene Ontology annotation, biological process: intracellular calcium ion homeostasis. Gene Ontology annotation, cellular component: extracellular region. Gene Ontology annotation, molecular function: hormone activity. The transcript is spliced from 4 exons.